Molecule: messenger RNA, 306 nt
Organism: Porites lobata
Lineage: Eukaryota; Metazoa; Cnidaria; Anthozoa; Scleractinia; Poritidae
Source: the annotation of a GenBank genome assembly
AUGCCUGCAGAGCUUGGUGUAGUUAACUGCGGGAGCAAUGCUAGUGAAACAGAACCCGAAGUCAUGUACAUCACCAUUGGUUCUUUCCACCCAAGCAAUUUUAAGCUAGAUGCUGCUGCACGUCUUUCAGCAGUUGGUAUUCAUAUACCCUCUUCAUUGCAGCCAAACACAUUGUGUGCCCUGGUAACUUCAACAGGCAACCCACUUUCCACAGGCAUCCCACUUGUGUCUCCUUCGACUGAACUUGCACUGGAAACAGAAAAGAAACAGUCAGAAGAUGGAGAAAUGAAGGAAGCAAGUAUAUCA